UCUCAAUCCGUAGUGAUCUUCAUGUUUCACUUUCUCCUUUAUCCCUUUUUUACAUUUAUAUAACGUAAAACGAAACACACACAGCUGCGCAUAGGUGUUUUGUGUGUUGUAUUGUAUAUAGAGGUGGCUGCGGUGGGUAGAUUGGAUGGAUAUGGCGGAGCCACUAUCGCCGCCGUUGAAGGACAACAAGCUUUUCAAAGGAGUUUUUGCUGUGGGCGGAAUCAUGUCUACUCUCGUCAUCUACGGAAUAUUACAGGAAAAGAUCAUGAGAGUUCCUUAUGGACCAAACAAAGACUAUUUUAUAUACUCAUUAUUUCUUGUCUUCUGCAAUCGGAUUACCACCUCUGCUGUCUCUGCUGGAGUUUUACUGGCAAGUAAGAAGGCAUUGGACCCAGUAGCUCCACUCCAUAAGUAUUGUAUUGUUUCUGUGUCUAACAUCCUUACAACAACUUGUCAGUACGAGGCUCUCAAAUACGUCAGCUUUCCUGUUCAAACCCUGGCAAAAUGUGCCAAAAUGAUACCUGUAAUGAUCUGGGGCACUAUCAUCAUGCAAAAGAAGUACAAAGGACAGGACUAUUUCGUGGCAUUCCUAGUCACACUUGGCUGUUCAUUAUUUAUUCUAUAUCCGGCAGAAGGGGACACUAGCCCAUACAGUAGAGAAAGGGAGAGCACCAUUUGGGGAGUUUCUCUUAUGAUGGGCUAUCUUGGGUUUGAUGGAUUUACGAGCACAUUCCAGGAUAAACUUUUUAAAGGCUAUGAUAUGGAAAUACACACUCAGAUAUUCUACACAACUGUCUGUUCUUGUCUUCUUAGUUUCACUGGUAUGAUCAUGCAAGGCAAUCUUCUCAUGGCAAUUGAUUUCGUAUCUCGCCAUCAUGAUUGUUUCUUUGACAUUGCUCUGCUUUCGACUGUAGCAACAGCUAGUCAAUUCUUCAUUUCGUACACAAUCCGCACAUUUGGUGCUCUAACCUUUGCAACCAUUAUGACCACAAGACAGUUGUUGAGCAUUUUGCUGUCAUGCUUGUGGUUUGGCCAUCCCCUCAGCUGGGAGCAAUGCGUUGGAGCUGUUAUCGUCUUUGGGGCCCUUUAUGCAAGAAGCUUCUUAAAUACUAAAAAGAAACCACCGUUAACUAUGGAGAACACAGAAAAUAGAGCUUCAAGUCCGCCAAAAGGAAAUCCAUAGCAAGACCUUGAAGGAUUCCGAUGUUUGUUGUACAACUGAUUUGACUUUGCCCUCUCUGAGAUAAAACUAACUAAAGGUGGAAUAGAUAGGACUUCUAUUGUAGGGACUCCGCGUGGAAGACUAGCUUUCUGGUUGGUAUUUAACAACUUGAAUCCAAGAUUUGAAACACAUUUUAACAACCGGCCUCAGGUAUUCACUAUUGUUGAAAUAGACACCCAUAAGCUAUAGAAGUACUGAGUUUUUCUUCCCCAUUUUUCGGUGCUACAGAAAGACUCAGCUUUGGUGAAGUUGUUAUCUCUCUCGAGAAACGAACUACAGUUUUAUCUUGGCAGAACCAAAACAGAUAGUAUAUUGCAUUACUUUAUGGAAAAAAGAUGACAAGUUUUAUAUAA
Messenger RNA from Solanum verrucosum, 1575 nucleotides. RefSeq names its product UDP-galactose/UDP-glucose transporter 5B-like. Lineage: Eukaryota; Viridiplantae; Streptophyta; Magnoliopsida; Solanales; Solanaceae. The transcript is spliced from 11 exons. Gene Ontology annotation, cellular component: Golgi membrane; endoplasmic reticulum membrane. Bases 146 to 1183 code for a protein of 345 amino acids. Gene Ontology annotation, molecular function: 3'-phosphoadenosine 5'-phosphosulfate transmembrane transporter activity. Gene Ontology annotation, biological process: transmembrane transport. The record is from RefSeq and is a predicted model, not a curated record.